Messenger RNA from Phialemonium atrogriseum, 990 nucleotides. RefSeq lists its product as uncharacterized. The coding region runs from base 1 to 990 and encodes 329 amino acids. The transcript has 4 exons. The record is from RefSeq and is a predicted model, not a curated record. NCBI's taxonomy places the organism in Eukaryota, Fungi, Ascomycota, Sordariomycetes, Cephalothecales, Cephalothecaceae.
AUGAAUAACAAACUUGUAGCUGCGCUCUUCCUGGCGCAGAGGGCCGUCAUGGCUGUCGACAUACCCGCCAAUGCUCUUGGCAACAUCGUUGCUGCCGCUACCACGACCGAUCCCGGUCUCCUGGCAUGCGCUACCGCUUUCGAUGUCAUUAGCUAUUGCGCCUCCGCGAUUCCCGACUUCACCGCCGCACCUGAGGCUACCCAGGCAGCGUGUCUCUGUUGCUACUCGACCACCGAGCUUGAUCCUGUCUAUAGCAGCUGCGCGAAUUACAUCGAGGACAACUACCCCGGGAGCUCAACAGAGUAUUCCUUGAACAGUGUUGUCGCAACUUUCUGUGCUGGGGAAGGCGACAUCUGUGGUGGCGCCGGUGGCGGCGCAACCCCAACGGGGGGAGGGGGAGGAGCAGGAACAACGGCGACCUCGGGCGGUGAUGAUAGUACACCCCCAGCCUGCACCUCCCUCGCCAAUAUCGUUGUCUCCUGCUCCCAGGCAAAUCCAGGCUUCUCUACCCUGGCUCCCGAGGAGAUCGCCUCGUGCAUAUGCUACGAUGGAGCGGGCGCCUCUCCAACCUUCACCACCGCCUUCGAUGACUAUGCCGCCUCAUGCGCCUCCUGGGCCAAGACUGCAGACCCCACAGACUACUCCGAUUUCCACGGCCUCGAGGGCUUCUGCGCCGACAACGUCCCCAGAACCGGCGGCUCCGGGCCCUCCAUUACCAGGACGGCCGACUCCUCCCCUACCCAGACCGGCGGCGGCGACGUCGUGGGCCCCCCCGGCGGUGGGAGCAGCAGCCGCGGCGGGUUCGGCGGGUUCGGCGGCGGCGGCAGCGGCAGCUCCGAAACCGGGGAGGCAACGCCGCGGCGGACCACCACCGUCGUGGAUACGCCUACUGGCCUCCCCAACCUCGCCCCCCGGGGGCUUGCCGGCGGCCCUGUCGCCUGGGCUGCGGGCUUGCUUUCGCUCGUCAUGUCGCUCUUCUUCCUGGCCUGA